This is a messenger RNA of Phytophthora infestans T30-4, 273 nucleotides long. RefSeq lists its product as uncharacterized. The transcript has 2 exons. Bases 1 to 273 code for a protein of 90 amino acids. NCBI's taxonomy places the organism in Eukaryota, Oomycota, Peronosporomycetes, Peronosporales, Peronosporaceae. The record is from RefSeq and is a predicted model, not a curated record.
AUGGAGCUACGUAACCGAGCCACGGGCUCCUCGAAGCAAGGCCAACGCGGUGUUGAUGUGGCUCUAGGCCCCACGAUCUACAGUGGUGAGCGCUACACCAAAAUGAGCGAGCGCCUCAAGCGUCAGCACAAGAGACCUUCUGAAGUUGCAGAAGCCAACACACAACGGGUGAUUGCGUUCGUGGUGGCGCUAGUGUUCGUCUUGUCGGUGGUGUUCACGAUGAUGUAUCAAGCGCACGUCCGCCGUUCCAACCGCAAGCCUUUCGACGCAUAA